Notothenia coriiceps (black rockcod) is the source of this 5321-nucleotide messenger RNA. RefSeq names its product receptor-type tyrosine-protein phosphatase delta-like. Gene Ontology annotation, molecular function: protein tyrosine phosphatase activity; protein binding. Bases 201 to 5321 code for a protein of 1706 amino acids. Lineage: Eukaryota; Metazoa; Chordata; Actinopteri; Perciformes; Nototheniidae. The transcript is spliced from 37 exons. Gene Ontology annotation, biological process: protein dephosphorylation. The record is from RefSeq and is a predicted model, not a curated record.
CUUCUUUCUUUCAGGAGAAUUCUGGGGAGAUUUCUUACUCUUUCAAUCCUCAAGUAUGGAGCAGCACAGUGGACCUGUGCACUAAAACAGCUCCCACUUUCAAACUUCAUGUUCCAGGAUGAACCAUGAGCAAAGGUUGUGAGGGCCUGUUUCUAUCGUCUUGUUGUUCAGUGAGGCAGUGAGCUCACGGUGGAAACAGCAUGCAUGUGACGACAUAUCCCAUGAUGCACUCGGCCAGUCCAGGCCUGCUCCUCCUCAGCUUCCUCUUCCUCGCCGAUGCCGACUCACCCCCCAAGUUUACACGAACCCCAGAAGAUCAAACAGGAGUCCAGGGGGGAGUAUCCUCCUUUGUGUGCCAGGCCGCAGGGGAUCCACAGCCCAAGAUUGUCUGGAACAAGAAAGGCAAAAAAGUCAGCAACCAGAGAUUUGAGGUAAUAGAGUUUGACGACGGGUCCGGCUCGGUCCUAAGGAUCCAGCCGCUCAGGACCCCGAGAGAUGAGGCUAUUUACGAAUGUCACGCCUCUAACUCUGCAGGAGAAAUCACUGCUUCAACCCGACUGAGUGUACUAAGAGAGGACCAGCUGCCCUCGGGGUUCCCCACCAUUGACAUGGGUCCCCAGCUGAAAGUGGUUGAGCGUUCUCGAACCGCCACUAUGCUCUGUGCUGCUAGCGGUAACCCUGACCCAGAAAUUACCUGGUUCAAAGAUUUCCUGCCAGUCAACACGUCCAAUAACAACGGACGAAUCAAACAGCUCCGCUCAGAGUCCUUUGGUGGCACGCCCAUACGAGGUGCCCUCCAGAUAGAGAUGAGUGAGGAGUCCGACCAGGGGAAGUACGAGUGUGUUGCCACCAACAGCGAUGGGACGCGCUAUUCCACGCCAGCUAACCUCUAUGUCCGAGAGCUGCGAGAAGUGCGUCGUGUCCCCCCUCGCUUCUCCAUCCCCCCAGCGGACAGCGAGAUCAUGCCAGGUGGGAACAUCAACAUCACCUGUGUGGCCGUGGGCUCCCCCAUGCCGUAUGUGAAGUGGAUGCUGGGAGCAGAAGAUCUGACGCCUGAGGAUGACAUGCCCAUCGGCCGCAACGUCCUGGAACUGACCGACGUACGCCAGUCCAACAAUUACACAUGCGUCGCCAUGUCGACACUUGGCGUGAUUGAGGCGGUGGCACAGAUUAUUGUGAAAGCUCUGCCGAAGGCCCCAGGUAACCCUGUGGUGACGGAGAGAACUGCAACAAGCAUCACACUCACCUGGGAUUCUGGGAACCCUGAGCCUGUCUCCUACUACAUCAUACAGCACCGUGCCAAAGGCUCUGAGGACCCCUACAAAGAGAUUGAUGGCAUCGCCACAACGCGCUACAGCGUGGGCGGUCUCAGCCCCUACUCCCACUACGACUUUCGGGUGGCGGCUGUCAACACCAUCGGCCAGGGCCCCUCCAGCGAGGUGGUGGAGGCUCGCACAGCCGAGCAGGCCCCCUCCUCACCGCCCCGACAGGUCAGAGGUCGUAUGCUGAGCACCACAACAGCAAUCAUCCACUGGGAUGAACCAGAGGAGCCUAACGGACAGGUGGUGGGCUACAGAGUCUACUACACCUCCGAUAACACGCUGCUAGUCAACCAGUGGGAGAAGCAGAUGGUGCGCAGCGCCAACUUCAUCACCAUCCAGAGCUUGACUCCUAACAAGACUUAUUACAUCAGAGUGAUGGCCUUCACCUCUGUAGGAGACGGACCUCUGUCCCAGGACCUGCAGAUUAUAGCCAAGACUGGAGUCCCAUCCCAACCAUCAGAUUUUAAGGGUGAAGCCAAGUCUGAGACCAGUAUCCAGCUGUCCUGGGUGGCCCCACCCCAGGGUGGCCCCGACAACCAGAUCACAGGAUACGAGCUGGUGUACCGACGAGCUGACGACACAGAGGAGAAGAAAGUAAGCUUUGAGCCUGUCACCUCCUACCUGUUGAAGAACCUGAAGCCUUUCUCCACCUACACCUUCCAGCUGGCUGCAAAGAGCAAGCAUGGAAUUGGGGCGUACACGAACGAAGUGUCCAUCGACACACCGCAGACGCUUCCUUCGGCACCUCCUCAGGACAUCACAUGCACCAGUCCCAGUUCUACCAGCAUCUUGGUAAGUUGGGCCCCGCCUCUCCUGGAGUUUCAGAACGGAGUCAUUACCGGAUACUCCAUCCAGUACUCCACUACCGAGGGCAACAAAAUGUCUAAAAGAGUUGAUGGAGUUCCUCCGGAAAGUUCUUCGUAUCUACUGGAAAACCUAGAGAAAUGGACUGAGUAUGGCAUUACUGUACGGGCUCAGACGGAAGCCGGGGAAGGACCAGAGAGUUUACAGCUGCUUAUCCGCACCGAGGAAGAUGUUCCAAGUGGUCCUCCGCGAGGGGUGGAGGCAGAGACUGUGAACGCCUCGGCCGUUAGGGUGAAAUGGCGAGCACCAGCGCCCGAACGGCAGCACGGUCAGGUCCGAGGAUACCAAGUCCACUAUGUGAGGGUGAACAACGGAGAACCUCAGGGUCAGCCGUUCAUCAAGGACAUCCUCAUAGAGGACUCUCAGUGGGAAUAUGAUGACUCAGCUGAAUAUGAGGUGGUUCUUGGAGACCUGAAGUCAGACACAGCCUACUCUGUAUCAGUGGGGGCUUACACUGCUAAGGGCGAUGGCGCUCGCAGCAAACCUGUUACCGUCUGUAGCGCCCUGCCAUUGCCUGAAAAACCCAAAUUGACGGUGAGUGCCACUGAUUCAGGUACUGCUUUGCUUCAGUGGUACCCACCUCCCAACCAGCCCACCCCUCUCCUCGGGUACCGCCUCACAUUCGGCCGCAUCGAUGUCCUUCCCUUCACGGUGGUGGAGUUCCCGACCAAGGAGAACAGCUACACCGCCCAGGACAUCCACAAGGGAGCUAACUAUGUGUUCAGACUCUCCUCCCGUAACAAAAUGGGCUACGGAGAGGAGGCUGUAAAGGAGUUGACUACUCCGGAAGACGCCCCAAGUGGAUACCCAGAACAUAUCAUCCUAGAGGAGGCUUUUGCCACCUCCCUCCGACUGGCAUGGAAAUCAGUCCCACUCAUUGAGCGAAAUGGGAAAAUAAUGAAGUACUCGUUGCUGUUCAAGGAUAUAAACAGUCGAGGGAACGCCUCAGAAGUUGUGGUACCCAAUCCAGGGUUGAGUGUUUUGUUCGAGGGUCUGAGUGCCGACACUGUGUAUGAUGUCAGGUUGUGCGCGUUCACAGCUGUUGGCCCGGGGCCGUACAGCCCCAGCGUUCAGUUUAGGACGCAGCGGCUAGACCAAGUUUUUGCCACCAACUUCAAAGUGAAGGCUGCCAUGAAGAACUCUGUUCUGCUGUCCUGGGAGAUCCGAGACAAGAACCCUUCCCAGCCAUUUACUAUCCUGUAUGGAAAGGGCGAGUCUGUGGAAGUGGAUGGGAAGCUGACCCAGAAGCUGAUCACUGGCUUGGAACCAGACACGCAAUACUCCUUUUUACUCACUAACCGGGCCAACAGUGCGGGGGGGCUGCAGCACCGCGUCACCGUCACCACCGCCCCAGACAUCCUGAAAACCAAACCUAUGGUGGUGGGAAAGACCAACGCUGACGGCAUGGUGACAGUGCAGCUGCCCACUGUGCAGACCACCGCCAAAGUCAGGGGUUACUAUGUGGUGGUGGUGCCGCUGAAGAAGCAGAGAGCAGGGAAGUUUCUGAAUCCCUGGGAGGAGCCCGACCAGAUGAACCUGGAUGAGCUCCUGAAAGAGAUCAACAGGACCAGCGUCAGUCGAGCCCUCCGUGUCCGCAGACAGGCUGGCCAAUCAGAACCUAGAGCUUAUGUCAGUGCUCAUUUUAAGACCCUCCCCCUGGAGUUCACACUAGGAGAUGGCCGAAACUACGGUGACUUCCGCAACCGUCCACUGCAAAACGGACAGGAAUAUGUUUUCUUUGUGCUUGCGCUGCUAGACCUCUCUGAGAACACUAUGUACUCCACCAGCCCCUAUUCGGAUCCUGUGACCUCAUCGGAUGUGGACCCUCAGCCAAUCGUUGACGAGGAAGAGGGUCUACUGUGGGUGGUUGGGCCUGUGUUGGCUGUCAUCUUCAUCGUCUGCAUCGUCAUCGCCAUUCUCCUCUUCAAGAGCAAACCUGACAGGAAAAGGGCCGAGGCUGAAGGCAGGAAAGCCAGUUUCCCCUGCAGCAAAGCCAUGUCGUCCCACAAUCCCACUGACCCUGUGGAGCUACGCAGAAUCAACUUCCAGACUCCAGCCUACCGUGUAUCAGUGUACCGCGGUUAUCGCCGUUUGUCAAGCAUGGCAAGUCACCCGCCUGUCCCCAUCUCUGAGCUGGCAGAUCACACUGAGCGCCUCAAGGCAAACGACAAUCUCAAGUUCUCCCAAGAGUACGAGUCCAUCGACCCCGGUCAGCAGUUCACAUGGGAGAACUCCAACUUGGAGGUCAACAAACCAAAGAACCGCUAUGCUAACGUCAUUGCCUAUGAUCACUCCAGAGUCAUACUCUCCAGCAUUGAGGGUGUCCCCGGCAGUGACUACAUCAAUGCUAACUAUAUUGAUGGCUACCGCCGACAGAAUGCCUAUAUUGCCACCCAGGGGUCCCUACCUGAGACUUUUGGGGAUUUCUGGAGGUUGGUCUGGGAGCAGCACACAGCGAACAUUAUAAUGAUGACCAAGCUGGAGGAGAAAUCACGGGUGAAGUGUGAUCAGUACUGGCCAACACGGGGCACAGAGACCUACGGCCUCAUCCAGGUCACUCUGCUGGACACAGUGGAGCUGGCCACCUACUCUGUCAGGACCUUCGCUCUCUACAAGAGCGGCUCCAAUGAGAAGCGUGAGGUUCGUCACUUCCAGUUUACCGCCUGGCCAGACCACGGGGUACCUGAACAUCCCACCCCCUUCCUGGCCUUCCUACGCAGGGUCAAGGCCUGCAACCCACCAGAUGCGGGUCCCAUGGUCGUCCACUGCAGUGCUGGAGUGGGUCGUACAGGUUGCUUCAUAGUAAUCGACGGCAUGGCCGAGAGGAUCAAGCAUGAGAAGACCCUCGACAUUUACGGCCAUGUCACGCUGAUGCGCUCCCAGAGGAACUACAUGGUCCAGACGGAGGAUCAGUACAUCUUCAUUCAUGACGCAUUGCUGGAGGCCGUGACCUGCGGGAACACGGAGGUCCCGGCCAGGAACCUGUACUCCUACAUCCAGAGGCUGACGCAGAUCGAACCAGGAGAGAAUGUCACCGGCAUGGAGGUGGAGUUCAAGUCUCCUGCUGACAAUUCUCUGGUGCUCAAAAGUCCCAGUUCAUUCAGUCCACAAAGCUUCCAUAACAUGGAUUUGUAG